Messenger RNA from Lagopus leucura (white-tailed ptarmigan), 2498 nucleotides. It is a transcript of the gene MID1, whose product is annotated as midline 1. The record is from RefSeq and is a predicted model, not a curated record. The transcript is spliced from 11 exons. The coding region runs from base 200 to 2236 and encodes 678 amino acids. NCBI's taxonomy places the organism in Eukaryota, Metazoa, Chordata, Aves, Galliformes, Phasianidae. Gene Ontology annotation, molecular function: zinc ion binding; protein binding.
CUUACAGUGAAGGAGACAGGCAGCGCUGGGAUAGGAUUGCUGGGACGGGGGCUGCCACUGGGCUGCCCAGACUUCCCGAAGGGUCAGCGGUCCCUACCUCUGCAGCCAUGGCCCAGCCGGGAGGAGGAGGGCGGGAUGCAGCGAUAGCUGAUCAGCUUCCCUGGAUUUCGCUGACGCCACAGGAAAGCUUUGCCUGAAGAUGGAAACACUGGAGUCGGAACUGACCUGCCCUAUCUGUCUGGAGCUGUUUGAGGACCCGCUGCUGCUGCCCUGCGCUCACAGUCUCUGCUUCAACUGCGCGCACCGCAUCCUGGUCUCCCACUGCGCCUCCAACGAGCCGGUGGAGUCUAUCACCGCCUUCCAGUGCCCCACCUGCCGCUAUGUCAUCACCCUCAGCCAGCGUGGUCUAGAGGGGCUCAAGCGCAACGUCACCCUGCAGAACAUCAUCGACCGCUUUCAGAAAGCCUCAGUGAGUGGGCCCAACUCCCCCAGUGAGACCCGUCGGGAGCGGGCAUUCGACAGCAACAGCAUGUCCUCCUGCGAGAAGGUCCUCUGCCAGUUCUGUGACCAGGACCCUGCCCAGGAGGCAGUGAAGACAUGCGUGACUUGCGAGGUCUCCUACUGCGAGGAAUGCCUGAAAGCCACGCACCCCAACAAGAAGCCUUUCACCGGCCACCGGCUGAUUGAGCCCAUCCCGGAUUCUCACAUCAGGGGAUUAAUGUGCUUGGAGCACGAGGAUGAGAAGGUGAACAUGUACUGCGUGACAGACGAUCAACUGAUCUGUGCCCUGUGCAAGCUUGUCGGGCGGCACCGAGACCAUCAGGUGGCAGCUCUAAGCGAGCGCUACGACAAGCUGAAGGCUGGUGAAGGCAGGUGUGCGAUCUGUCAUCAGCAAAAUUUGGAGAGUAACCUCACCAACCUUAUUAAGAGGAAUACUGAACUGGAAACUCUUCUGGCAAAACUCAUUCAGACCUGUCAACAUGUAGAAGUGAACGCAUCUCGCCAAGAAACCAAGCUGAUGGAAGAAUGUGACCAGCUUAUUGAAAUAAUACAACAGAGACGACAAAUAAUUGGAACCAAAAUCAAGGAAGGAAAGGUGGUGAGGUUGAGAAAACUGGCUCAGCAGAUUGCAAACUGCAAACAGUGCAUUGAGCGCUCGACGUCCCUCAUCUCUCAGGCUGAGCAGUCGCUGAAGGAGAAUGAUCACGCUCGCUUCCUACAAACUGCUAAAAACAUCACCGAAAGGGUUUCCAUGGCAACUGCAUCCUCCCAGGUUCUAAUUCCUGAAAUUAAUCUCAACGAUACUUUUGAUACUUUCGCACUUGAUUUUACCAGGGAGAAGAAAUUGUUAGAAUGCCUUGAUUAUCUUACAGCUCCCAACCCUCCCACCAUUCGAGAAGAGCUCUGUACAGCUUCUUAUGAUACUAUUACUGUCCACUGGACAUCAGAUGAUGAGUUCAGUGUGGUCUCUUACGAGCUUCAGUACACCAUCUUCACUGGACAAGCUAACGUUGUCAGUUUAUGUAACUCAGCCGACAGCUGGAUGAUUGUUCCCAAUAUCAAACAAAACCACUACACCGUGCAUGGGUUACAGAGUGGCACAAAGUACAUCUUCAUUGUUAAGGCCAUUAAUCAGGCUGGCAGCAGAAGCAGUGAGCCAGGCAAGCUCAAGACAAACAGUCAGCCAUUUAAACUGGACCCCAAAUCUGCUCAUAGAAAACUGAAAGUGUCUCAUGACAACCUGACAGUGGAACGUGAUGAAACCUCCUCCAAAAAGAGUCAUACACCAGAGCGAUUCACGAGCCAAGGGAGCUACGGAGUAGCUGGCAAUGUGUUCAUUGACAGCGGACGGCAUUACUGGGAAGUGGUUAUAAGUGGCAGUACGUGGUAUGCCAUCGGUAUUUCAUACAAGUCAGCACCAAAGCAUGAGUGGAUCGGGAAGAACUCUGCCUCUUGGGUGCUGUGCCGCUGCAACAACACUUGGGUGGUGAGACACAACAGCAAAGAAAUCCCAAUAGAGCCUGCACCUCAUCUCCGCCGGGUCGGCAUUUUGCUGGACUAUGACAAUGGUUCCCUUGCUUUUUAUGAUGCCUUGAACUCCCUGCACCUUUACACCUUUGACAUUACAUUUGGGCAGCCCGUAUGCCCCACAUUCACUGUGUGGAAUAAGUGUUUAACCAUUAUAACAGGCUUGCCCAUCCCUGAUCACUUAGACUCCUCUGAGCAGCUGGCAUGACUGUUAAAAGCUAACAAGUAGGGGGAUGUGUUUCCCAGGGCAGCUGCCUGCAGGAGCUUGCCUGGAGCUGGUGGACUGCGUGGCAUCUCAGUUGUUGCUGCCAAAACCAGCCAGAACCGAAAAGGGGUAGAUCUCUCUUUUCUGAGUACUAUAUGGAGAAGGACAAGAAUUUGCUUUAAUAAUACCUUAGAACUCUUUUUGCAGUUGCUUUUGUUUUGUUUUGCAUUUAGUCCCUUUCAGGAAGAUUUAUAAAUUAUUUAUA